Molecule: messenger RNA, 5224 nt
Organism: Bubalus bubalis (water buffalo)
Lineage: Eukaryota; Metazoa; Chordata; Mammalia; Artiodactyla; Bovidae
Gene: MED1
Product: mediator complex subunit 1
Exons: 17
Coding region: 225-4955 (1576 amino acids)
Biological process (GO): cellular response to thyroid hormone stimulus; regulation of transcription by RNA polymerase II
Cellular component (GO): mediator complex
Molecular function (GO): transcription coregulator activity; nuclear vitamin D receptor binding; nuclear retinoic acid receptor binding
Source: RefSeq, a predicted model, not a curated record
CACGGUUAAUCUCGCGAUCUUUUGGAAGUUCCGUUGGGGAAGAUGGCGGCGGCCGCGAGCACCCUUCUCUUCUUGCCGCCGGGGACUUCAGACUGAGUCUUCCCUGGAAGAGUGGGACUGCAGGUGCCCUGCGUCCCGGGAGCCCGAACCAACUUGGUUCCUCCAUUACUGGUGGGGAAGGGCAUAUCCUCUUGUGUAGGAUUUAGGCCCUCCCCGCCGUCAGGAUGAAGGCUCAGGGGGAGACCGAGGAGUCGGAAAAGCUGAGUAAGAUGAGUUCUCUCUUGGAACGGCUCCAUGCAAAAUUUAACCAAAAUAGACCUUGGAGUGAAACCAUUAAGCUUGUGCGUCAAGUCAUGGAGAAGAGGGUUGUAAUGAGUUCUGGAGGGCACCAACAUUUGGUCAGCUGUUUGGAGACAUUGCAGAAAGCUCUCAAAGUAACAUCUUUACCAGCAAUGACUGACCGUUUGGAGUCUAUAGCAAGACAGAAUGGACUGGGCUCUCAUCUCAGUGCCAGUGGCACUGAAUGUUACAUCACGUCAGAUAUGUUCUAUGUGGAAGUGCAGUUAGAUCCUGCAGGACAGCUUUGUGAUGUAAAAGUGGCUCACCAUGGGGAGAAUCCUGUGAGCUGUCCAGAGCUUGUACAGCAGCUAAGGGAAAAAAAUUUUGAUGAAUUUUCUAAGCACCUUAAGGGUCUUGUUAAUCUUUAUAACCUUCCAGGGGACAACAAACUGAAGACUAAAAUGUACUUGGCUCUCCAAUCCUUAGAACAGGAUCUAUCUAAAAUGGCAGUUAUGUAUUGGAAAGCAACCAAUGCUGGUCCCUUGGACAAGAUUCUUCAUGGAAGUGUUGGCUAUCUCACUCCAAGAAGUGGGGGUCAUUUAAUGAACUUGAAGUAUUAUGCCUCUCCUUCUGACCUGCUGGAUGAUAAGACAACAUCCCCUAUCAUUUUGCAUGAGAAUAAUGUUCCUCGAUCUUUGGGCAUGAAUGCAUCAGUGACAAUCGAAGGAACAUCUGCUAUGUAUAAACUCCCAAUUGCACCAUUAAUUAUGGGAUCACAUCCAGUUGACAACAAAUGGACUCCCUCCUUCUCCUUAGUUACCAGUGCCAACAGUGUUGAUCUUCCUGCUUGUUUCUUCUUGAAAUUUCCCCAGCCACUUCCAGUAUCUAGAGCAUUUGUUCAGAAAAUUCAGAACUGCACAGGAAUUCCAUUGUUUGAAACUCAGCCAACUUACGUACCCCUCUAUGAACUGAUCACUCAAUUUGAACUGUCAAAGGAUCCUGACCCCUUACCUUUGAAUCACAACAUGCGAUUUUAUGCUGCUCUUCCAGGUCAACAGCACUGCUAUUUCCUCAACAAGGAUGCUCCUCUUCCAGAUGGUAGAAGUCUACAGGGAACCCUUGUUAGCAAAAUCACCUUUCAGCACCCUGGCCGGGUUCCUCUUAUCCUGAAUCUGAUCAGACACCAAGUGGCCUAUAACACCCUAAUAGGAAGCUGUGUCAAAAGAACUAUUCUGAAGGAAGAUUCUCCAGGGCUUCUCCAAUUUGAAGUGUGUCCCCUCUCAGAGUCUCGUUUCAGCGUGUCUUUUCAGCACCCUGUGAAUGACUCCCUGGUGUGUGUGGUAAUGGAUGUGCAGGACUCAACACAUGUGAGCUGUAAACUCUACAAGGGGCUGUCAGAUGCACUCAUCUGCACAGAUGACUUCAUUGCCAAAGUUGUUCAAAGAUGUAUGUCGAUUCCUGUGACGAUGAGGGCUAUUCGGAGGAAAGCUGAAACCAUUCAGGCCGACACCCCAGCACUGUCCCUCAUUGCAGAGACAGUUGAAGACAUGGUGAAAAAGAACCUGCCCCCGGCUAGCAGCCCAGGGUAUGGCAUGACCACAGGCAACAACCCAAUGAGUGGUACCACUACACCAACCAACACCUUUCCGGGGGGUCCCAUUACCACCUUGUUUAAUAUGAGCAUGAGCAUCAAAGAUCGGCAUGAGUCGGUGGGCCAUGGGGAGGACUUCAGCAAGGUAUCUCAGAACCCAAUUCUUACCAGUUUGUUGCAAAUCACAGGGAACGGGGGGUCUACCAUUGGCUCGAGUCCGACCCCUCCUCAUCACACGCCGCCACCUGUCUCUUCGAUGGCCGGCAACACCAAGAACCACCCGAUGCUCAUGAACCUUCUUAAAGAUAAUCCUGCCCAGGAUUUCUCAACCCUUUAUGGAAGCAGUCCUUUAGAAAGGCAGAACUCCUCUUCCGGCUCACCCCGGAUGGAAAUGUGCUCGGGAAGCAACAAGACAAAGAAGAAGAAGUCAUCAAGAUUACCACCUGACAAACCAAAGCACCAGACUGAAGAUGACUUUCAGAGGGAGCUAUUUUCAAUGGAUGUUGACUCACAAAACCCUAUCUUUGAUGUCAACAUGACAGCUGACACGCUGGAUACGCCACACAUCACUCCAGCUCCAAGCCAGUGUAGUACUCCCCCAACAACUUACCCGCAACCAGUACCUCACCCCCAACCCAGUAUUCAAAGGAUGGUCCGACUAUCCAGUUCAGACAGCAUUGGCCCAGAUGUAACUGAUAUCCUUUCAGACAUUGCAGAAGAAGCUUCUAAGCUUCCCAGCACUAGUGACGAUUGUCCACCCAUUGGCACCCCUGUUCGAGAUUCUUCAAGCUCUGGGCAUUCUCAGAGUGCCCUCUUUGACCCUGAUGUCUUUCAAGCCAAUAAUAAUGAAAAUCCAUACACUGAUCCAGCUGACCUUAUUGCAGAUGCUGCUGGCAGCCCCAGUAGUGACUCACCUACCAAUCAUUUUUUUCCUGAUGGAGUAGAUUUCAAUCCUGAUUUGUUGAACAGCCAGAGCCAAAGUGGUUUUGGAGAAGAAUAUUUUGAUGAAAGCAGCCAAAGUGGAGAUAAUGAUGAUUUCAAAGGAUUUGCAUCUCAGGCACUAAAUACUUUGGGGGUGCCAAUGCUUGGAGGUGAUAAUGGGGAGACUAAGUUUAAAGGCAAUAGCCAAGCUGACACGGUUGAUUUCAGUAUUAUAGCAGUGGCUGGUAAGGCUUUGGGGCCUACAGAUCUUAUGGAGCAUCACAGUGGUAGCCAGAGUCCUUUAUUGACCACUGGGGACUUAGGGAAAGAAAAGACUCAAAAGAGAGUAAAGGAAGGCAAUGGUGCCAGUAAUAGUAGUCUGUCAGGGACAGGAUUAGACAGCAAACCAGGGAAGCGCAGUCGAACCCCUUCUAAUGAUGGCAAAAGCAAAGAUAAGCCUCCAAAGCGGAAGAAGGCAGACACUGAGGGAAAGUCUCCAUCUCACAGUUCUUCUAACCGACCUUUCACCCCACCUACUAGUACAGGUGGAUCCAAAUCUCCAGGCAGUUCAGGAAGGUCUCAGACUCCCCCAGGUGUUGCCACACCACCCAUUCCCAAAAUUACUAUUCAGAUUCCUAAGGGAACUGUGAUGGUGGGCAAGCCCUCUUCUCACAGUCAGUAUACCAGCAGUGGUUCUGUGUCUUCCUCAGGAAGUAAAAGCCACCAUAGCCAUUCUUCCUUAUCUUCUGCUUCCAACUCAGGCAAGAUGAAAAGCAGUAAAUCAGAAGGUUCAUCAAGUUCUAAAUUAAGUAGCAGUAUAUAUUCUAGCCAGGGGUCUUCUGGAUCUAGCCAGUCCAAAAAUUCAUCCCAGUCUGGGGGAAAGCCAGGCUCCUCUCCUAUUACCAAGCAUGGACUGAGCAGUGGCUCCAGCAGCACCAAGAUGAAACCUCAAGGGAAGCCAUCAUCACUUAUGAAUCCUUCUUUAAGUAAACCAAACAUAUCCCCUUCCCAUUCGAGGCCACCUGGAGGCUCUGAUAAGCUUGCCUCUCCAAUGAAGCCUGUUCCUGGGACUCCCCCAUCCUCUAAAGCCAAGUCCCCUAUCAGUUCAGGUUCUGGUGGUUCUCACAUGUCUGGAACUAGUUCAAGCACUGGCAUGAAGUCAUCUUCAGGGUUAGGAUCCUCAGGCUCAUUGUCUCAGAAAACUCCCCCGUCAUCUAACUCUUGUACAGCAUCUUCCUCUUCCUUUUCCUCAAGUGGCUCUUCCAUGUCAUCCUCUCAGAACCAGCAUGGGAGUUCCAAAGGGAAAUCUCCCAGCAGAAAUAAGAAGCCGUCUUUAACAGCUGUCAUAGAUAAACUGAAGCAUGGGGUUGUCACCAGUGGCCCUGGGGGUGAAGACCCAAUGGACGGCCAAAUGGGGGUGAGCACAAAUUCUAGCCAUCCUGUGUCCUCCAAACAUAACAUGUCUGGAGGAGAGUUCCAGGGCAAGCGUGAGAAAAGUGAUAAAGACAAAUCAAAGGUUUCCACCUCGGGGGGCUCAGUGGAUUCAUCUAAGAAGACCUCAGAGUCUAAAAAUGUGGGGAGCACAGGUGUGGCAAAAAUUAUCAUCAGCAAGCAUGAUGGGGGAUCCCCCAGCAUUAAAGCCAAAGUGACUUUGCAGAAACCUGGGGAAGGUGGUGGAGAAGGGCUCAGGCCUCAGAUGGCCUCUUCCAAAAACUAUGGCUCUCCACUCAUCAGUGGUUCCACUCCAAAGCAUGAGCGUGGCUCUCCCAGCCAUAGUAAGUCACCAGCAUAUACCCCCCAGAAUCUGGACAGUGAAAGUGAGUCAGGCUCCUCCAUAGCAGAGAAAUCUUAUCAGAACAGUCCUAGCUCAGAUGAUGGCAUCCGACCUCUUCCAGAAUACAGCACAGAGAAGCAUAAGAAGCACAAAAAAGAAAAGAAGAAAGUAAAGGACAAAGAUAGGGACCGGGACAAAGACCGAGACAAGAAAAAAUCUCAUAGCAUCAAGCCAGAGAGUUGGUCUAAAUCACCCAUCUCUUCAGACCAGUCCUUGUCUAUGACAAGUAACACAAUCUUAUCUACAGACAGGCCCUCAAGGCUCAGCCCUGACUUUAUGAUUGGGGAGGAAGAUGACGAUCUUAUGGAUGUGGCCCUGAUUGGCAACUAGGAACCUAUUUAAAGCAAAAAUAUGGCCAGAGAAGAACUAAGUGUAUAGGCAAAUCAUCAUAAGGAGUGAGUCAGACAGGUCUGAUUUUGUGUUUUAAGAAUCUUAAAUGGCAUGGCUUUGACACCAAGUGGGAUGAAUUUUGAAAGGCAUAGCCGGACCCUACUAAAGAGACCAUAGGGUUUGAUUCUGGUUACCACAAAUCACUUGUUCCUUUGCCAGAAAAAAAAAAAAAGUUUUAAAAUAUUUGCUUAUGAAAGGGAGGGGGUGGG